Hypanus sabinus (Atlantic stingray) is the source of this 1571-nucleotide messenger RNA. RefSeq lists its product as uncharacterized. NCBI's taxonomy places the organism in Eukaryota, Metazoa, Chordata, Chondrichthyes, Myliobatiformes, Dasyatidae. The record is from RefSeq and is a predicted model, not a curated record. The transcript is spliced from 6 exons. Bases 757 to 1299 code for a protein of 180 amino acids.
GCAGUAAAUGAUAUUUUACUAGUAAAUUGCAAAAUAACAAGCCACAAGGGGCCAUUAAACAAGAGGGAACAGGUAUUUAACAUGGCAAGGCAACAAGGUAACUGAAGUCUGGGAGCAUCUGGUUGAGACUGGUUGGUUUGAUGGGUGAACAAGGAUAGUGGAUAGUGGGCUUAAAUGGGCUGCAGAUGACGAUUUGGAAAUGAGUGGCAGGUAACUCCUGUUAGCUGGGUGGAGACUUGGAGGAGCCACCCUGUGCAGACCUGACAGGAACCCUCUUCCUAUGGCCUGCAGCUGAUGACACAGGACAAUAGGGAACACCUCAAUGAGCAAUGGAUCCAAGAUGAAACUGGACCUAAUACCUCUCUUCUGGGCGUACCCCUCCCAGUCAACCAGGUAUUGCACACCUCGCCCAUGACUGUGAAUCCAUCAACCAGCGAACCGUGUACACUGGACCACCUUCCACCACCUUAGGUUCUGAAGGCGCAGGCUCUGAUGGGUUGAGUAGUCCAUGGAUAAUGGGCUUGAGGCAGGAAAUGUGGAAGAUUAUGCAUUGCAUUGAACUGCUGCUGCUAAAUUAACAAAUUUCACGACACAUGCUGGUGAUAAUAAACCCGAUUCUGAUUCUUCUCAUUGUUACCAUCAAGGAGGAGGUCCAGGAGCCUGAAGGUUCACACUCAGCAUUUCAGGAAGAACUUCUUUCCCUCCACCAUCACAUUUCUGAAUGGACGAUCCAGGGUUGAGUGACGAGCCAAUGAGAUGGCAUCUGCUGUUGCUCAGUUUUUUAUGAUCCAAAGACAAUUCUACUCCAAGAACAUUGUGUACUGCUCAUUGAUUGGAGUAGCUGGAUUGGUGCCGACAGCGGAGUUGGCCAAGAUGUUGAAAAGGUCGGCCGUGAUGUUGGAAAGAGAACCAGCUGAAGUGUUGAAGGGGCAGGCUGAGGCCGGGAUGGUGGAGAAGGAUCUGGGCGAGGUGUCGAAGGAGUCUAUUGGGAUAUCGGAGGAGCUGACCUGGCUGCAGAAGGUGCUGGUGCCCGCUGCUCGGAAGCAUCAGAGAUUGUGCAGUAUAACCGUGGAGAUAGUCUCGGACAUUUCACUUGCGAUUACAAGACUCUCGGACAGUGAUAAUGUACGUUGCUGCAGGCCCAUUACCAUUGUCUGGUGGAGGGGCAGUCGAUAUGGGAGCUGUGUAACCUUGGUUGUAGUGAGAGCUAGGCCUCAAGCCUUGGGACUGCCUGCUGCUGCACAUCAGCUUGUUCAGAAUGUCAGAUACACCUGCAAAGAAAUGAAAUUGUUCAAAUGAUGGAAGAAACAGCAGAGAUUUUCAAGAGUAAUGGAUGAAAGAUUUGGCAUGAUUAAAGAGCGUGAUUAAUCAUUAUGCAUCUUAUGUUCCAAAACAGUAGUGUGCAGGGCUUCUUCCAAAACUGGCAUUAUGAAACUGUUCAUAAAUGGCUUUGCAAUAAAAGCCCCUGUAUAAAGGCGAUCUGAGGCCUGACGCUCGGCCUCAGUCUCCAGGACAUAGUAUGAUGGUCACUCACUCCUGGUUCCUUCUUCCAGUCAAUAAAAGCCGAUAUC